Molecule: messenger RNA, 624 nt
Organism: Anopheles cruzii
Lineage: Eukaryota; Metazoa; Arthropoda; Insecta; Diptera; Culicidae
Product: forkhead box protein B2-like
Exons: 2
Coding region: 1-624 (207 amino acids)
Source: RefSeq, a predicted model, not a curated record
AUGGCGACGCUCAUGGCGUCCUCCUCGUCAAUCAGUGGUAUGUUCGACAACGGCUACCAGCGGCGCAGCAGCAGCCGGGGGCAGGGCCCGGCAGGACGGGGGCACAGUCGGGGCGAGCAUCACCAUCACCACAGCCACCACCACCGCUACACCGGGCAUCACCACCACCGGCACUACUGCCAAACCCACUACUACCACCACCGGUCCCGUACGGUCGGGCAGUCAGGCGGCCAGCGGAGCGGCUCCCGGGUCCAGCAUGUCGCCGUCGAUGGACGCCCGACGGCGGCGGAGGCGGCGCCGGGUCCGGGGCCGACCGCGGCCAACCCCGCGGUCAUCAUCGCGAACCCUCCCCGACCGCCGGCGGCGGUGGCCACCUUCACGACCCUCGGGACAGCAGCCGGCAAUAGCGGAGGUGGCGGGGGCGGCCGCCGGUGCACGUUCGCCCCGGUCGGAUCCGACACCACCAUGCCUCACCGUGCCGCCUCCCGCAGCCACCAGCAGCUGCGGCGUCAGCAGACCUCCUUCGAGCUGCUCGAACAGCGGCGUUACCGGCUCGAACGGACGCUUGGAUCACCGCCGCCCGCAAACCCGACGGUGGCGCGUCACCGCUCCUUCGCCGACUAG